Strigops habroptila (Kakapo) is the source of this 2107-nucleotide messenger RNA. RefSeq names its product zinc finger matrin-type protein 1-like. The record is from RefSeq and is a predicted model, not a curated record. The transcript is spliced from 7 exons. Lineage: Eukaryota; Metazoa; Chordata; Aves; Psittaciformes; Psittacidae. Gene Ontology annotation, molecular function: zinc ion binding; nucleic acid binding. The coding region runs from base 36 to 1592 and encodes 518 amino acids.
GGCUCCGGCUCCGGCUCCGGCUCCCAGCCGGGGCCAUGGCAGCGGAGCGGGGUGAGGAGGCUCCCGCCCGCCGCAAAGGUGACAUUUUAGAUGAGGCAACAAGGAAAGACCUUUUCACUGACACUUUCUGUAAGGUUUGCAGGGCAGUGCUGCAGUUUGAGUCUGAAAGGACAUCACACUACAAGGGCAAAAAACAUGCUCAGAAAGUUCAUAUUUACAUCCAAAUGCAUGGCGAAAAAGAUAAGAGGCAGAAGAAAGCAGAUGGUAUCAAUUUUCAGAUGGAUGGGAGUGAAGUAGUGGACAAAAACAAGUACUGCAGUCUCUGCAACGUGUUGUUUACUUCCCCAGUCGAUGCUUUGUCUCACUACUUGGGAAAGAUCCACACUAAAAAGGUGAAGCAAUCCUCAGAGGGAGCCCACAUGCCAGCACAGGGCAUGCAGAUUGUUCCUGCUUUACAGCAGCCAUCAGCUGAGAAGCCCUUGCAGCCUUCAGGAGCUGAAGAGUCUUCAUCAUCCUCCGACACAAGGUUGAAGUUAAAUGAUCCAAACAAGUUCUGCAGGCUCUGCUGUGCUUCCUUUAAUAAUCCACUUAUAGCCCAGCGGCAUUAUAGUGGUAAGAAACACAGAAGAAACGAAACACGGAAAAAGAUCCUGGAGGAACUAGGAGACAAAGCUGUCCCUGCAGAAUCCAGCACAGGGGUAAUUGGAGCUGGUUAUUACACAUGCUCCAUAUGUAAUGUCACACUUACUUCUAUAGAAACAUACCAGUCCCACCUGCAAGGAAAGAAGCACCGGAUUAGAGAAACAAAGCUGGCCAACCUCGUGAAGAAACCAGAGAAAACCAAUGACUCCUUGCAAGAGGAAUUAACAGAUUCCAUGAAAGUUCAGGAGGCUAAAGAUCAAGAGCCAAGGAGGUGUUUAGUAAAAGCAGAAAAGGAAUGGAUUCAAGAUACAAACAUUGAAGGUGAAAGUGACCUUGGUGAGGUUCCAUCUUCGAACUCUAAACAAGGACAUUCCAGCCUUAUCUCGAACACCCAGUCACCUACAAAUACUGGGGAAAAGAGCUCACCAAGUUGGCCAUCAGCACGUGAGCACACAGUAGAAACACCUAAUUGUUGCUAUAACAAGGGAUACUGUAAAGAAGAGCAAUCUGAGGUGGCCAUCAUCAGUGAUAAGAGCGUCAACCUGUUGGCUGCAGAUCCUACAGACUGCUACAACUUUACACUUGCUGAAACUUCUACCAACUCCUACAGAAAAGAACAGAAAUCUCAGAUAAAACAUUUCAAGGAGGAAGAAGAAUCCAUCAGUGAAGAGCCGAAGUAUGAAAAAGAAGCCCCAAAGUGGAAAAGAAAGAAAAGUAGUGAAGGUGCAGAUCUUGGAAGAGAAAAUGAGAAGUUGAAUGAAAAACAAAAGAGAAUGAAAGUUGAGCUGGGCUUGGUGAAAAAGAAGAAAUCAAGACCUUACAAAGACAAAAUACUUAAAGAGAACCCUGCCGAAAAAACCAGCAAAAAUCCCAAGAAGGAUAAAGAGAAGCCACAAAGAGAGGGCAAAACAGAAGAGGAGCUACUUUGGGUUGAAUCUUUGGGAUAUUGAGAAAGGUUUUGCUUAGCUUUAAGAAGUUGAUUCUGUUUGUAGACUCACCCAUUUUGUACUAUACCAUCACUUUUUUGGGUAUUAAAGCAAAAAGUUUUGUUCCAAUCUGGGAGUGAGAAAAAUCCUGUCUUCUGAAAUGUUGGGGCCAUAGUUAGGAGUCAGUUUUAAUCCUCUAACACAUACAGUAGCCAUUGCAGUUAUGUGAGUUUAAAAGCUUGUAAUCUCUUCUGGAAUAUAUCACAAAUAAACAGCAGUAGUUUAGAGAAUACUGCUGGAAUUUCACCAAAAUGUAUAUGUUAUUUCUAGUGUUAAUGGUGCCUACUGUUGAGGUGUCUGUUACUCUUCACUACAGUGUUCCCAGCCAUGUCUGUCACCAUUUCUCUGCCAGAAGGAGAAUGUGAAAGGCAUUUGAUUCCAGAUCUUACUUGCUGUUGGGUCUUUGUGGGGGUUGGUUUUGGUUUGGCUUGUUUCUGAAGGGAAAAUGAGUCCAUUAAACAUGCAAAUGGUUGUCAGAU